Messenger RNA from Impatiens glandulifera, 1785 nucleotides. RefSeq names its product citrate synthase, mitochondrial. The transcript has 20 exons. The coding region runs from base 90 to 1505 and encodes 471 amino acids. NCBI's taxonomy places the organism in Eukaryota, Viridiplantae, Streptophyta, Magnoliopsida, Ericales, Balsaminaceae. The record is from RefSeq and is a predicted model, not a curated record. Gene Ontology annotation, biological process: carbohydrate metabolic process; tricarboxylic acid cycle; citrate metabolic process. Gene Ontology annotation, cellular component: mitochondrial matrix.
CACUUUACAGAAAGGUCAGAGCUACUUACAAAUUCUCUCUUUCUCUCUCUUGUUUUGAUUUCCGAGUCCAGUGAAGUUCGUGACAAGACAUGGUCUUCUUUCGGAGCGUUUCUGCACUUUCCAAGCUGCACUCACGUGUUGCCCAGAGGCCAAGUCUUGGGAGCACUGUGCGAUGGCUUCAAAUUCAGACGUCCUCUGAUACUGACCUUCAAGCUCAGCUAAGGGAAUUGAUUCCAGAGCAACAGGAGCGCCUCAAGAAACUUAAGUCAGAAUAUGGAAAGGUUCAACUGGGUAACAUUACUGUAGACAUGGUAAUUGGGGGGAUGAGAGGAAUGACUGGUUUACUAUGGGAAACUUCAUUACUUGAUGCGGAAGAGGGCAUUCGCUUCAGAGGUUUGUCAAUACCUGAGUGUCAGAAGGUAUUGCCAGCUGCAAAGCCUGGUGGAGAACCACUGCCUGAAGGGCUUCUUUGGCUACUCUUAACUGGAAAGGUGCCAUCUAAAGCACAAGUGGAUGCAUUAUCCAGUGAAUUAAGUAGCCGGGCUGCUGUUCCGGAUCACGUGUACAACACAAUUGAUGCUCUUCCAGUUUCAGCUCAUCCAAUGACUCAGUUUGCAACUGGUGUUAUGGCCCUCCAGGUUCAAAGUGAAUUCCAGAAGGCAUACGAAAAGGGUAUUCACAAAUCAAAGUAUUGGGAACCAACAUAUGAGGACUCCCUUAAUUUAAUUGCCCGAUUGCCAGUUGUAGCUGCUUAUGUUUAUCGUAGAAUCUACAAGGAUGGACAAGUUAUACCCAAAGACGAUUCCCUAGAUUAUGGUGCGAAUUUUGCUAAAAUGCUAGGAUUUGAUAAUUCCGAGAUGCAUGAACUUAUGAGGCUUUAUGUUACCAUCCACAGUGAUCAUGAAGGUGGAAAUGUUAGUGCCCAUACUGGUCACCUAGUUGCUAGUGCCCUUUCAGAUCCUUACCUUUCAUUUGCUGCUGCACUGAAUGGUUUGGCUGGACCACUUCAUGGGUUGGCGAAUCAGGAAGUCUUGCUCUGGAUCAAAUCUGUGGUAGAUGAGUGCGGGGAGAACAUUACCAAAGAUCAAUUGAAAGAUUAUGUCUGGAAGACACUGAAUAGUGGAAAGGUUGUUCCUGGAUUUGGACACGGAGUUCUGCGUAAUACAGACCCAAGAUAUUUAUGCCAGAGGGAGUUUGCGCAAAAACACUUACCCAAUGAUCCACUUUUCCAACUGGUUUCCAAGCUUUUUGAUGUGGUGCCCCCUAUUCUCACAGAGCUUGGCAAGGUAAAAAACCCUUGGCCAAAUGUUGAUGCCCACAGUGGUGUAUUGUUGAACUAUUACGGUUUAACUGAAGCGAGAUAUUACACUGUUCUUUUCGGUGUGUCGAGGUCCAUUGGCAUCUGUUCACAGCUAAUAUGGGACCGGGCUCUAGGGUUGGCUCUGGAGAGACCAAAGAGUGUUACAAUGGACUGGCUUGAGCAACACUGCAAGAAAUCAGCUUAACUAAUAUGACUUUGAGGAGGUUUGUGUCAAUAAUGGGUUGGUUUGCGUCUUGUCUCUUUGUGGGGCUCGUAUAGAGUUUCAUUGAAUAUUCAUUUCACCUUUGUGUAAUUUUAUGGUGAACUUUUUUGGUACCCCUUAAUUGCUCUUCUCCAGAUAUAUGUUAGUGUACCUGUUAAAAAUUGUUCAUCGAAGGGCUUUUGUUUAUGAGGACCAUUGGAGGUAUACAUAAUUACAUACCAUCUACAAUUCACAAUAAAUUAGUAAAAAGACAUUGACUAAA